Molecule: messenger RNA, 764 nt
Organism: Aegilops tauschii subsp. strangulata
Lineage: Eukaryota; Viridiplantae; Streptophyta; Magnoliopsida; Poales; Poaceae
Source: RefSeq, a predicted model, not a curated record
AAGGCCUACGCACUGACACUCUAAGGUGUGAUCGAUCGACGUCAUGGCGAAGGUGCAGGUAAGGGCGAGGUUCGUGACGGAGGUGGCGCCGCCGCAGCUCGUGUCGGUCGUGCGGCGGAGGAAGGUGCCGAGGAGCCUCGACACGAUCGUCGAGGACGACAGGGAGCUGCAGCAGCUGGCCUACGGCGACCACCAUCAUCAUCAUCAGGCUACUGCCUCCGCGGCGUCGAUGAAGAGGGCGUUGCCGGCCGGCGCGCGCACUGGCGGUGCCGGGUUCAUGAGGGAGCUCAGCAGCUGCUUCUCCGGCAACGGCGACCACGGCCAGGCGGCCGGUGGCUGCUGGGAGAGCACGCGCAGUAAAGGGCACGGCCGACGAGCCGUGUUUGCUCACCGGACGCAUGCAAAUUAAGCUAACGAACAGGGCUUGCUGCUGAACUUGUUUGUUAGCUCGAUCGAUCUCAAUGGAGUGCCUUUGGCCCGUUCCGAACACUAAUAUUAGUAGUAUGCAGCUAAGCAUGCGUAGCUAACCUCCGAUGUGACUACGAGGAUUUCUGGCGAUGUCCGUUUAGUGAGAAAAGACUUUUUCGUCGACUAUAAGUCGUCUUUAAGUACUCUGUUAAAUCUCAAAAAAUAUUUUGUUGGCUCAAUAACUCGAAGGUGCUCAUAGAAUAGGAUACUUGUCGAUGCAUUAUAAAGGUGAGUAUAUGUGCCUACGCAAGCAUAUACAGUUAUAUUGUAUCAAAAAACAAUGAAUUUGGUAUUUU